Molecule: messenger RNA, 2163 nt
Organism: Dictyostelium discoideum AX4
Lineage: Eukaryota; Evosea; Eumycetozoa; Dictyosteliales; Dictyosteliaceae
Exons: 2
Coding region: 1-2163 (720 amino acids)
Biological process (GO): proteolysis
Cellular component (GO): membrane
Molecular function (GO): metalloendopeptidase activity; ATP-dependent peptidase activity; ATP hydrolysis activity
Source: RefSeq, a predicted model, not a curated record
AUGAAUAGAUUACCUAUUCGUAUUUUUAAUAAUAAUACAACGAAAUAUUAUGCUAGUAAUAUUUCUCAAAAAUUUACUCAAAACAAUCAAUUUAAUGGCGCAAAAAACUUAAAUAAAAUUAGCAAUACCCCUCACAAUGAUAUUUUCAGCACAUCACUUUUUAAAAGAAAUGAAAAUAUUUUAUCAUUAAACAGAGAAUUUUCAACAACAAAACCAUUACUUUCAUUUAGAAAAAGAGCAACUUCUAUAUUUUCAGGAACAGAUAAAUUAAAUAAUCAAGAUCAAUUAAAUAAUAAUAAUUUAAAUGUAGGACAACCAAUAAAAGUACAAGUUGUUCAAUCAAAAUUUAAAGUACUUUUAUUUAUAUUGGUUGCUGGAGCUAUUAUAUAUUAUUUUUAUUCAAGUAAAGGUAAGGAUAAGGGAGGAAUAAUGUCAAUUUUAACAAGUAAACCAUUCAAAACCUUGGUGGAGAGACCAAAUACAACAUUUGCUGAUGUUAUGGGAGCUGAAGAGGCAAAGGGAGAAUUACAAGAUUUGGUAGAUUUCUUACGUAAUCCAGAGAAAUAUUAUAGACGUAAUAUAGUUAUGCCAAAGGGUAUAUUAUUGGUUGGACCACCAGGUACAGGUAAAACUUUGUUAGCCAAAUCAUUGGCAGGAGAAGCACGUGUUUCAUUUAUCACCAUCAAUGGUUCAGAGUUUGAAGAGGCAUUUGUUGGUGUUGGUGCAAAACGUGUACGUGAACUCUUUGAGGCCGCAAGAAAGAAUUCACCAUGUAUCGUAUUCAUUGAUGAAAUUGAUUCCGUUGGUGGAAGUCGUACAAAGCGUGUAAAUUAUCAUCCAUCUGAAGCUUUAAAUCAAUUGUUGGUAGAGUUGGAUGGUUUCGAUGGUAGAGAGGGUGUUAUGGUUAUGGCUGCUACCAACUAUCAAGAUUCUUUGGAUACCGCUUUAAUUCGUUCAGGUAGAUUCGAUCGUAUCAUUCAAGUACCAUUACCAGAUGGAAAGGCAAGAAAAUCAAUCAUUGAUCAUUACCUCAAGGAUAAACCAAUUGCUUCACAUGUAAAUACAACUACUAUCGCCCAAAGUACACCAGGUUUUAGUGGUGCCGAUCUUUUUAAUCUUGUCAAUUGGGCCGCUUUGGAGACAACCAAACAUAACCUACCAGAAAUCACCAUGGAACAAUUGGAGAACGCAAAGGAGAACUUGAUGAUGGGUAAAGAAAGACAUAGUCUAUUGAUGAGUGAUGAAGCAAGAAAGAUUUGUGCAUUCCAUGAAGCUGGUCAUGCUUUGGUUGCUAUAAUGACACCUGGUGCUAGAACCGUUCAUAAAGCAACCAUCAUGCCAAGAGGUGAUGCUUUAGGUUUGGUUAGUAUGUUGGAAAAAGAGGAAACCUUUGUUACAAAGAAACAAUUGAUCGCUCAAAUGGAUGUUGCAAUGGGUGGUAGAGCCGCUGAAGAACUCAUUCUUGGCAAGGAAAAUAUUUCUCAAGGCGCAAGUAGUGAUAUUCAAAAGGCUACCUCUAUCGCAAAAGCAAUGGUUUCAAAUUAUGGUAUGUCUGAAAAAGUUGGUCAAAUUUAUAUUCAAUCCGAAAAGAAACUUAGUUCAGCUCAAAGAGAAUUGGUUGAUUCUGAAGUUAAAUCCCUUUUAGACUCUAGUUAUAUCAGAGCUACUCAACUCUUAAAGAAAUACUCUAAAGAACAUCAUUUAAUUGCAAAUGCACUUUUGGAAUAUGAAACUUUAUCUUUGGAUGAAAUCAAAGAUAUCAUUGCAAGCAAAUCCUUAGCCAAUAAAAAAAAUAGAGAACAACUUAUUAAAGAAAGAGAAGAAUUAAAAAAAAAACGUGAUGAAGAUUUUAAAAAGCAAAAAGUUUUUAAACCAACCAUUUUAACUCAACCACAAUUUAAUUUUAUACCUAUUGAUGAUCCAAAAAAUAAUAAUAAUAAUAAUAAUAAUAAUAAUAAUAAUAAUAAUAAUAUUAAUAAUAAUAAUAAUAAUAUUCGUAUUAACGAAAACAAUCAAUUAUCAAAAAAUGAACAACAAAAUAUUAUUGAAGUGAGAAAACAAAUUUUGGAAAAUGACAAGAACCAACAAAUUGAAAUUCCAGUUGAAUCCAAAAAGCAAAAUAAUCAAACUAAUAUAAAAGUAGAUUCAACAAAUGAUAAAUAG